AGGGGCUGUAAUUAUUGCGUUUUAGUUCAGACCGAGAGAGAAAGCUGGAAAGGAGCUGUUAAUGCCACGGAGUAAGAAUUAUCCUCUUGUCACCUCGAAUUAGAUGCUGCCUGCGAAGGUUCGGACCCGGAGCUUCCUUCACGUCGCCACCUUGAUCCUUUGCUGCCAGCUUGCCCUUGCCCAGAAAGGACGGAAGAAAGUGGUGCACGUCUCAGAAGACGAGAGCGGUGCCAUUGUGGUCCAGACGGCACCUGGGAAGGUAGUCACCCACCGCGGUGGCACCAUCAUCUUGCCUUGCCGCUUCCACUAUGAUGUCUCUGCCCACGACCCCGAUGAGAUCCGCUUGAAGUGGACCAAGGUGGUGGAGCCCAUGUCCUUCGAGGAUGUCUUCGUAGCUAUGGGCAAGGAGCGCAGGGCCUUCGGGAACUAUCGGGGCCGGACAUCGCUGCAGGAGGACGGUGCCGGAGACGCCUCGCUCAUCAUCCGGAACGUUACCCUUCAGGACUACGGGCGCUACGAGUGCGAGGUGACCAAUGAAUUGGAGGAUGACGCAGGGAUGGUGAACCUGGACUUGGAAGGGGUGAUCUUCCCUUACCACCCCCGGCUGGGCAGGUACACCCUUAACUUCCACGAGGCCCAGACAGUCUGCUCGGAGCAGGACGGGAUCCUGGCGUCCUACGAUCAGCUGCACGAGGCUUGGCUGGACGGGAUGGACUGGUGCAACGCCGGGUGGCUGCAGGACGGAUCGGUGCAGUACCCCAUCGCCAAGCCCCGGGACGAGUGUGGGCGGAAAGAAACCCCCGUCGGGGUGAGGAAUUACGGCUACCGCCACAAAGACGUCGAGCGCUACGAUGCCUUCUGUUUCACUUCCAACCUGAACGGGAAAGUCUAUUUCCUCAAGACCUACCGCAAGCUGAGCUUCCCUGAGGCCAUCCAGGCAUGCCAGAAGAACAAGGCAGCGGUGGCCAAGGUUGGCCAGCUCUACGCCGCCUGGAAGAUCCAGCUCUUGGACAAGUGUGAGGCUGGCUGGGUGGGCGAUGGCAGCAUUCGCUACCCCAUUGUCAACCCGCGGGCUCGUUGUGGGGGUAGCGAGCCAGGUGUGCGCAACUUGGGCUUCCCUGAUAAGAAAUAUAAGCUCUUUGGGGUCUAUUGCUAUCAGGCAGCCGGCGGCGGAGGGGCCAAGAAGAAGGGAAAGGGGCAGGGGACCGGGGACUGGAGACCUUUCCAGGUGUAAACCAGGCCGGAGUGCUGAGCCGCACUUCAGUUGAACGAAUACAGAUCCCUCCAUCUUCCUUGGUCUUCCAGCCUGGAGGGACUGGUAAGGUUUUUCUUGAUCCUUUGGGGAGGCCCUUUGGGGACAUCCUUGUCCAACAUGCGUUUUCCCAGGAAAGGCUGUUGCACAAUCCAAAACAAUGGAAGAGAAGGACUGCAUCUGAUUCAGUUGACUUUCUCCGAACUUCCAGACUGCCUGGAAGUCCGGGUUGCAUUCAGCUUCUCAUGAGCCGUGACUAUAACCCCCCUCCUCCUUUUUUGAUUGAUUCUGCUGAAGGCUUGGCUGUAUGCAAUUUGCUAUUAUAUUAAUAAUUCAGACAAAGCUUUUAUGGGGGUGGGGGCUGGCUGUCUGGGUGGGAGUUUGCAGUUUGCAAAGCAAUGACACCAGGGUUGGCCAUUGUGGAUUUGGCAGUGAGGGACCCACUUUUUUUUUUUUGGCCACCAAACAAGGACAAACACUUUGUGGGAGGGGAGGGCCUGAUCUUCUGCUUUUUUGCAUGAUUUUGGGAAUGCUACCAAAAUCCCCGAAGCCAGCUCCAAAUUGGGAAAACUCCACUAGCUUUCCUUUCCCUCAGCGGUCGCUUUGUCCAGAUGCCCAAAUCCUUCUGUAAGUUUCCAUUGUUAUCUGGCAAACUGGAAAUGCAGUGAACAUGCGUUCAUCAAUAUGUGGCUUGUGAUGAGACUGUAGGAUCUUUGGGGCAGGGCUCUGUCCUUCAUUCAUUCAUUAUUAUGCUUAAGUUAACUCUGUAUAGCACUAUGUGUACAUGGAUGACUCUGUUAAUAAAAGUGUGUUUGUGUGUA
Molecule: messenger RNA, 2073 nt
Organism: Rhineura floridana
Lineage: Eukaryota; Metazoa; Chordata; Lepidosauria; Squamata; Rhineuridae
Gene: HAPLN4
Product: hyaluronan and proteoglycan link protein 4
Exons: 5
Coding region: 104-1234 (376 amino acids)
Biological process (GO): cell adhesion
Molecular function (GO): hyaluronic acid binding
Source: RefSeq, a predicted model, not a curated record